AUGGAUCGUAGAUGGCGGCAAGCUCAGGUUAUACGACACCUGAUGAGGUUUCAGACCAAGUACACGUGCAACAUUAUGAACAAGGCCCGCCACAGUGCCUUUGGACGUGAAGCUGCAAAAAUGGUCCUCGAGUUAUCCUCCGAGAAUCUGAGAAGAAAUGAGCAUGAUAUGGAAAAAUUUGUGUGGUCUAAUCACAACCUCUGGGUCCCUCGGCAGUUGUUGAGCAUUCACGUCAGGAUGGGAGACAAGGCGUGUGAGAUGACCUUUUCGGAUUUGAAGAAUAAUGCGUUUGGCGAACAAAGUCCGGGCGUGCUUCUCGCACUUCAAGAAUGUGUGGCUUUCUAUGCAGUUCAUCAGGAUGCGAUGGAUAGAUCUAAAUCCUACGAGUGGCACCAGAAAUUUUACUACACAAACGUGAGGCGACAAACGAGGAACAUGUUGAUGGCAGCUUACGAAUCGAGCCUUGGUCAAGAGACGAGCAGUAAUUACCCACUUGUGAACUUCUUGAUGGCGACAAAGGCCUAUUUCUUCAUAGGAGCAUUGGGUUCGACGUGGUGCUUAUUGAUAGACGGGAUGAGAAGCACGGUGGGAAAGUCAUGUCUGAUUACUUGA
Molecule: messenger RNA, 612 nt
Organism: Striga hermonthica
Lineage: Eukaryota; Viridiplantae; Streptophyta; Magnoliopsida; Lamiales; Orobanchaceae
Source: the annotation of a GenBank genome assembly